AUGGAUGACAGUAACGCUUUUGGUUUAUGCAACACUGGAUUUCUACGUCAACCAGCCCGGCUCUUGAUUGUCGAAGCAGUGCCCCCCUGGUGGUCCGAGACUAGCGGGGUGCUAUGUGAUGCACUUGAUAAUUUCCUGACCCUGGUCUGCAGCCUGAAAGGACCCUGUAGACUUCCUCUUUUCAGCUUGUACUCCAUCACCAGUCGGGUGGAACGUUUGCUACCUUUUCAGAAAGUUGGCUGGGCUAACCUACCCAAUUUGCGUGCCUGCCUGGAGGAUCUGCGGUCGAUUCCUGGCCAAGGCAUUACCCCAGAUCUGACCAGUGUAGGCGACUUUUUGCGAAAUGCCGUGCUGACCAGCCUGCGGUGCCUUAACGACGACGUGAGAUUCGGUCGGACCUCCGUCUCAUCUGUUCAGGUUACUGUAUUGACCAGCCGCCCAGGACGAAACAUGGUUCACCUUUUGAGAAAUGUACCGAAAGAUGAGGCCCAGAUGCUGUUCACUAGUUUCCUAGUGGUGCAGUUAUACAAUUGGGCAGAUUGGAGCGAAUAUGAACUGACACCCGAAAACCCAGAAGUGGCCAAAAGUAGUGACAGUCAUGUGCCGGUGGAAUUGAAACAGGUGGAAAACAAUGUUUUUGCCAUGGAGGCAGUAUUCAAGCAAUGGCUUCAGGAAUACGGAAGAGACAUGGAACACAUUCAGCUUCUCUUGAUGGAAACUCCGAGUCCCGUGUCCAUUAAGUGCGACAUUGAGCAGUGUGUCAUCAGUCCCAGCCAAGUCUCUUUGAAAAAUCCAGAUAUGACUGCGAGUCCGUACAACAACAGGUCUGUCUCUCAAGGACCACGGAUGUUGAAAGCGAUAAAGCUGGUACACGCUAGUGGCAUUUGUCACAUUUUGUUCCACGGCACAUCCCUGAUUGUCCGCUCAACCACCAACGGCCGACAGGACUGGGAGGAGUUUGAAACUAACGAACAAAGAUUUCAGGUGCUCAACCAAACACUGGAGAGUUGCGGACAGGUUCUGCUGCUGCAGGAAGAAUUCCCUACAGGUGAAGGUUCAUCUUUGUCUUCUUUCUAUGUCCUCAAACCGAGUUCGUCCCUCGCUAUGCUCCUGAGUCCAGUUGCCUGCAAUGAAUUGUUUCUGCCCGUCACAUUUCCUAUGCCAAUACAGGAGCCUCCAGCUGAAGUCAUGGAGUUAAUAAUUGGUUGCCUGACUGAACUUGACAAGGAAGAUGUGUUGAACCCCAGCUUUCUGAGAAGCAACCUUCACCAGUAUUUGAGGUCCUUCAUGGUCAAGCAGCCGCAAAACCCAUUAGUGUCGCGUGCUUCUGGUAUCCAGCCUUCUACAGAAAUAUACAAAAAAUCACCUCUAGAAAGAAGAAAGCUAGCUAGCAGUGAAACCAGUAAGUUGUUCAGAAAAUCCACCUCAGUGUAUAAAGCUCAGCCAGUCCCGUUGCGUCCAAUCCAGAUGGGGGAAGUCCAUCCACCACCGAAGCUAGCAUGUCUGGACAAAAGAUCAAAUGACAACCAGAGAGGAGGUGGGGUUAAGAGCUCGACUGGACAAGCGGAAGUUGCGAGCACGGUGAGGGAAAGCGACUUGCGUCAAGGUUUUGGGUCUUCAGAUACAACAUCCGGCCACCUCGGCCGAGCUUCUCAAGCCUCACCGAUGCGAGGAGGUCCGACCGGUAGAGGUUACCACGCAGGAAGGGAAUUGGGCGCCAAGUACCGUUAUAAAUGCUGGAUGGGACAAGAAGUCCUCAGGAGUGAACAGGUGCCAGGCGAAGCUGAAAUUGCGCCAAGUCCUCCUAAGAAAAGCUGGCAAAGCUAG
Nerophis lumbriciformis (worm pipefish) is the source of this 1827-nucleotide messenger RNA. The record is from RefSeq and is a predicted model, not a curated record. NCBI's taxonomy places the organism in Eukaryota, Metazoa, Chordata, Actinopteri, Syngnathiformes, Syngnathidae.